This is a messenger RNA of Oncorhynchus keta (chum salmon), 1118 nucleotides long. Its product is annotated as serine/threonine-protein kinase 26-like. The record is from RefSeq and is a predicted model, not a curated record. The annotation marks the transcript as partial. Lineage: Eukaryota; Metazoa; Chordata; Actinopteri; Salmoniformes; Salmonidae. The transcript has 6 exons. Gene Ontology annotation, biological process: protein phosphorylation. Gene Ontology annotation, molecular function: protein kinase activity; ATP binding.
GCUGAUAUCUGGUCUUUAGGUAUAACAGCUAUAGAGCUGGCUAAAGGAGAGCCUCCUAACAGUGACAUACACCCUAUGAAAGUUCUCUUCCUGAUCCCUAAGAGCAGUCCUCCGUCCCUCGGGGAAGACUUCUCUAAGAGUUUCAAAGAUUUCACAGACUCCUGUCUCAAUAAGGAUCCAGUCUUCAGACCCUCAGCCAGAGAGUUGUUGAAACAUAAGUUCAUAGAGAAGAACUGUAAGAGGACUUCCUAUCUGACUGAACUGAUUGACAGGUUGAAGAGAUGGAAGACUGAAGAACACAGCGAUGACGACUCUAGCUCAGACGACGAUAGUGAGUCCAGUAACAAGGAGGACAGUCCAUCUCAACCCGCGUGGUCGUUCACCACCAUACGGAAGAAAGAUAAGGACGGCAGGAAGGACCAGCACAGUUUAUCCACAGUCAUCUCUCCAGUCUUCUCAGAGCUGAAGUCUGAUCACAGGGAUGAACAGAGACGUGCUAUAGAGGAGUUGGAGAGAAACAUCAGACUGACUGAAGACCUCUGUCCUGGAAUCACAGACAAGAUGGUCGCCACGAUCAUGACACGCUUCAGGACGUUGACUCCAACAUAAAAGAGAAGAGAUGGAAGGAGAGAGAGAUUCGAGGACGAUUCCAGAUAAACGAGGGAAGAAAGAAGAAGUGCAGAAAUUCUGUCUAGUCAUGUCGACACACACACACACACACACACACACACACACACACACACACACACACACACACACACACACACUGCAGCUAUAAAUCUCUGUCUUGCUGAAUAUCUUGGGACUCAGUAGAUAAGGCUUUACUCUACUGUCUACCUCGAGACAUAGAGCUGAAUACCUUGGGACUCAGUAGAUAAUGCUUUACUCUACUGUCUACCUCGAGACAUAGAGCUGAAUACCUUGGGACUCAGUAGAUAAGGCUUUACUCUACUGUCUACCUCGAGACAUAGAGCUGAAUACCUUGGGACUCAGUAGAUAAGGCUUUACUCUACUGUCUACCUCGAGACAUAGAGCUGAAUACCUUGGGACUCAGUAGAUAAGGCUUUACUCUACUGUCUACCUCGAGACAGAGAGACUCAGUAGAUAAGGCUUUACUC